AUGGCUGAAGCUUCUGAUGUUAAAGCUUCAUUGCCUGAAGCAGAGAAGAAGAAGGAACAAAGCUUACCCUUUUAUCAGCUUUUCUCAUUUGCUGAUAAAUAUGAUUGGAUUCUUAUGAUCUCAGGAAGUAUUGGUGCCAUUAUUCAUGGCUCUUCUAUGCCUGUUUUUUUCCUUCUCUUUGGUCAAAUGGUUAACGGUUUUGGUAAAAACCAAAUGGAUUUGAAGAAAAUGACUGAUGAAGUUUCCAAGUAUGCACUUUACUUUGUGUACCUUGGCCUUGUGGUUUGUAUAUCAUCAUAUGCAGAGAUUGCAUGUUGGAUGUAUACUGGAGAGAGGCAAGUUAGCACCUUGAGGAAGAAGUAUUUAGAGGCAGUGUUGAAACAAGAUGUUGGUUUCUUUGAUACAGAUGCUAGAACUGGAGAUAUAGUUUUCAGUGUUUCAACUGAUACACUUUUAGUCCAAGAUGCUAUUAGUGAGAAGGUUGGGAAUUUCAUACAUUAUCUAUCAACUUUUCUAGCUGGGCUUGUGGUUGGUUUUGUGUCAGCAUGGAGAUUAGCACUUCUUAGUGUUGCAGUGAUUCCUGGAAUUGCUUUUGCUGGUGGUUUAUAUGCUUAUACACUCACAGGACUUACGUCGAAGAGCCGUGAAUCGUAUGCAAAUGCUGGCAUAAUUGCUGAACAGGCGAUUGCUCAAGUUCGAACGGUUUACUCUUACGUUGGUGAGAGUAAGGCGUUGAAUUCUUAUUCGGAUGCAAUACAAAACACAUUGAAGCUUGGAUACAAGGCGGGAAUGGCUAAAGGUUUAGGCUUAGGUUGCACAUACGGUAUAGCUUGCAUGUCGUGGGCGCUAGUUUUUUGGUAUGCCGGUGUUUUUAUCAGGAACGGCCAAACCGAUGGAGGCAAGGCAUUCACAGCUAUUUUCUCUGCCAUUGUCGGUGGAAUGAGUUUGGGUCAGUCGUUUUCGAACUUAGGUGCUUUUAGCAAAGGCAAAGCAGCCGGAUUCAAAUUGAUGGAAAUCAUCAAGCAGAGACCAACGAUUGUGGAAGAUCAAUUGGAAGGAAAGUGCUUAGCCGAGGUUAAUGGAAACAUUGAAUUUAAGGAUGUUAGUUUUAGCUAUCCAUCAAGACCGGACGUGAUGAUUUUUCGGAAUUUCUCAAUCUUUUUCCCUGCUGGUAAAACCGUUGCGGUUGUUGGUGGUAGUGGAUCCGGAAAGAGUACCGUUGUUUCGUUAAUUGAAAGGUUCUACGAUCCUAAUGAAGGUCAGGUUCUUCUCGAUAAUGUGGACAUUAAGACGCUACAACUAAAAUGGUUACGCGAUCAAAUUGGUUUGGUGAAUCAAGAGCCUGCACUUUUUGCAACUACCAUUCUUGAAAACAUACUCUAUGGAAAAUCCGAUGCAACAAUAGAUGAAGUAGAAGCCGCAACUUCUGCUGCAAAUGCUCAUAGUUUUAUUACAUUGCUUCCUAAUGGCUACAACACUCAGGUUGGAGAGCGAGGAGUUCAAUUAUCAGGGGGACAAAAGCAAAGGAUUGCAAUUGCGAGAGCAAUGUUGAAAAACCCGAAGAUCCUUCUCUUAGACGAAGCAACUAGUGCUCUUGACGCAGGAUCUGAAAGCAUUGUUCAAGAGGCGCUAGACCGUCUCAUGGUUGGUAGAACAACCGUAGUCGUUGCUCAUCGUUUAUCAACCAUUAGAAACGUCGACAGCAUUGCAGUUAUUCAACAAGGAGUAGUCGUCGAGACAGGAACACACGAAGAACUUUUUGCCAAGGGAGGAACCUACGCUUCACUAAUCCGAUUCCAAGAAAUGGUUGGAAAUAGAGACUUCUCAAACCCUUCAACUCGCCGGAACCGCUCUUCACGUUUAAGCCAUUCACUUUCAACAAAGUCUUUAAGCUUAAGGUCAGGAAGCUUGAGGAACUUGAGCUACCAAUACAGCACCGGAGCCGAUGGUCGAAUUGAGAUGAUCUCGAAUGCCGAAACCGAUAAGAAGAAUCCAGCUCCAGACGGAUACUUCUUCCGAUUACUCAAGAUGAAUGCUCCCGAGUGGCCUUACUCGAUAAUGGGAGCCGUUGGAUCGAUUCUUUCUGGAUUCAUCGGUCCAACUUUUGCAAUUGUUAUGAGCAAUAUGAUUGAAGUCUUUUACUAUAGCAACUAUGCAUCCAUGGAGAAGAAAACUAAAGAAUAUGUUUUCAUCUACAUUGGUGCCGGAAUCUACGCCGUUGGUGCUUACUUGAUACAACAUUACUUUUUUAGUAUCAUGGGAGAAAAUCUCACCACAAGGGUCAGAAGAAUGAUGCUUGCAGCGAUUUUGAGGAAUGAAGUUGGAUGGUUCGAUGAGGAGGAGCACAACUCGAGUCUUGUUGCGGCCCGCCUUGCCACAGAUGCAGCCGAUGUGAAGUCAGCCAUUGCUGAGAGGAUAUCAGUCAUUUUGCAAAACAUGACAUCUCUUCUCACUUCUUUCAUUGUUGCUUUCAUUGUUGAAUGGAGGGUUUCUUUGCUCAUCCUUGGAACUUUCCCUCUUCUUGUUCUAGCAAAUUUUGCUCAGCAACUAUCUCUCAAAGGGUUUGCUGGAGACACUGCGAAGGCUCAUGCUAAGACAAGCAUGAUUGCAGGAGAAGGAGUAAGCAACAUCAGAACAGUUGCAGCAUUCAAUGCUCAAAAUAAAAUGCUGUCCAUCUUUUGUCAUGAGUUACGUGUCCCGCAGAGCCAGAGCCUGCGUCGAAGUUUGACAUCGGGACUUUUGUUUGGUUUAUCUCAGUUAGCCCUAUAUGCAUCUGAAGCUCUCAUUCUAUGGUAUGGUGCACAUUUAGUGAGCAAAGGCGUUUCGACGUUUUCAAAAGUCAUCAAGGUGUUUGUUGUUUUGGUGAUCACGGCUAAUUCUGUGGCGGAAACUGUUAGUCUUGCUCCGGAGAUUAUCCGAGGAGGUGAAGCUGUUGGUUCGGUUUUCUCAAUUCUUGACCGAUCAACUCGAAUUGACCCUGAUGAUCCUGAUGCUGAAAUGGUUGAAUCGGUUCGUGGAGAGAUUGAGCUUAGACAUGUUGAUUUUGCGUAUCCUUCUAGGCCGGACGUCAUGGUGUUCAAAGAUUUCAGCCUUAGAAUUCGCGCAGGUAAAGUAAUGAUCGACGGAAAGGACAUUAGGAAGUUGAAUUUAAAGUCUUUAAGGCUUAAAAUUGGUUUAGUGCAGCAAGAACCGGCAUUGUUCGCAUCCAGCAUUUUCGACAACAUUGCAUAUGGUAAAGAAGGUGCAACAGAAGCCGAGGUUAUCGAAGCGGCUCGUGCAGCCAAUGUGCAUGGAUUUGUAAGUGGUUUACCCGAAGGUUACAAGACACCGGUCGGCGAACGAGGCGUGCAACUCUCCGGCGGUCAAAAGCAAAGGAUCGCCAUUGCAAGAGCUGUUUUAAAGGAUCCCGCAAUACUUUUACUCGACGAGGCGACAAGUGCACUCGAUGCCGAAUCCGAAUGCGUUCUACAAGAAGCCUUAGAGAGGCUAAUGAGGGGUCGAACCACCGUUCUCGUGGCUCAUCGUCUGUCAACCAUUCGAGGUGUCGAUUGCAUUGGCGUCGUGCAAGACGGGCGCAUCGUUGAGCAAGGAAGUCAUUCUGAACUCAUAAGCAGACCAGAAGGAGCUUAUUCUAGACUCUUGCAGCUUCAACAUCAUCACAUAUGA
Molecule: messenger RNA, 3666 nt
Organism: Vicia faba (fava bean)
Lineage: Eukaryota; Viridiplantae; Streptophyta; Magnoliopsida; Fabales; Fabaceae
Source: the annotation of a GenBank genome assembly